This is a messenger RNA of Mytilus californianus (California mussel), 940 nucleotides long. RefSeq names its product annexin A7-like. The coding region runs from base 268 to 630 and encodes 120 amino acids. NCBI's taxonomy places the organism in Eukaryota, Metazoa, Mollusca, Bivalvia, Mytilida, Mytilidae. The transcript has 4 exons. The record is from RefSeq and is a predicted model, not a curated record.
AUGUUCCUGGGUGAAGUAAUAGUCAAAUCAAGUCGAGGUGGUGCAACUUUUUAAACUAAUAUUACGUAAACGUUAUCUGUAUCAAACAUCACAAUAAAACAAAAUAAUGUAAAUAUUACUAUCUUAAAACAAAAUAAUUCAAAUAUUACUAUCUAACACCGACACCACAAGGGAAAUCAAUAAAAAAGAUUGCGUUGACACGUGACUAAACAGAUCCCGGUGAAAACUUGUCACAGGAUAGGAACGGAAGAAAUCACUUCAAACAGAAUGGAGCAAAAGGAAAUGCCACCACCAUACAGUGGUCCACCACAAGGUGCCCCACCACCUCAAGGAUAUGGACCACCGCCGCAACAAGGGUAUGGUCCACCACCUCCUCAGGGGUAUUACCCACAGCCUCAACCUGCAUAUGCCCCACCACCACAACAUUAUUAUCCACCACCACCACCACAACAAAUGCAGCAGCAGCAACAACAAACAACAGUUGUAAACAUUGGUGGUGCACAACAAUCGACAGUUUUAGUGCAACAAAGAGAACGGUUUGCUGACAAAAUCUGUUUGAAUAUUGUGAUUACACUGUUCUUUCCGUUUUGGAUAAUUGUAUGGAUUUGUAUGUGCAUUUGUGAAACUUAAAAAGACGAUAAGUUGUGAAGAUAGAAGAUAGUGCUUAUUGAGAGACAUAAUUUGUUCUAUUUCUAAUUUGUCAGGCAUUCUUAUUUAUCAAUGAUUACAAGGACUAUAACGAAAUAAAACUGCUGGACAUUUUUUUCGUAUAUGAUUCUGAGUGUACAUUCACAGGCACUUGUCUCUGAGUUUUUGUUUACCUAUAUACUUUAUACAGGUAAAUUUUCUUUCAGACAAGUGCUUGUGGUUAAACACAUCAAUUAUCUCUUUACAUAAUAUUUUUGAUUGAUAAUUAGAAAUAAAAAGACGUCCAAAUUGC